AUGGUUGGAUGCUUCAUGCGCAAGGCCCGGACAAGUGGCGCGUAUGCCUCAACAACAAUCUGCACGCCGUCACCUAUAGUAGAGGCGCAGUCCGGGCUAGAACGGGGCAACGGUCGUCGGAGCUUCGAGGUAGCUUACCAUGCCUUGACCCCCGUAGUUGCUGACGCCCCCCAAAUCUUCACCUUCGCCGACUUCGGAUUGGCGUCUUCCCACGGCUCUCCAGCUGUCAAGUCGCGCUUCCCUUGCCACCAUAUGGGGAAAUGGAGCAAGGAAGAGAUCAAUAUAGCCAAGGCCCACAUUCUUUGA
Messenger RNA from Parastagonospora nodorum SN15, 306 nucleotides. RefSeq lists its product as hypothetical. Bases 1 to 306 code for a protein of 101 amino acids. The record is from RefSeq and is a predicted model, not a curated record. The transcript has 2 exons. Lineage: Eukaryota; Fungi; Ascomycota; Dothideomycetes; Pleosporales; Phaeosphaeriaceae.